UCAAAAUGUCACAGAAAUUGUCAAACAUUGUUGUUGGUUUUGGCUACGCUUAAUAUUUUCUAAUUUCUUGUUUGUACGUUUAAGAAAUUUUAUUAAAGAACUAAUAUGAAAUAGAAAUUGUGACAGCAAGCAGCCUUUAAAUCAUGUAUCGGAGUGGAGUAGUGUAUGUUUAGUGUGUCGAAAUAAUCUGGAGCUUACAAAACUCCAAAAUGAAGUCUUUCAAGCUUAUUGUCCACCAAUCCAGUUUCAGUCCUAUGGACAUGAUCAUCAAUAUAAAAGACUACCCUGGCCUGAAAGAAAAGGAUAUUGUUGAGAUAUAUCAUCCGGAAAAUGAUUACCCUCGCCUGUUACUACAAGUCACUAGAGUGGAUACACCAGGACGAGGAAGAGACACCAUCAGUGUGGAACAGAGCAUAGCCACAACUUUCCAGUUGAGAACAUUUGCAGACGUCUAUGUGAACAUAGUCAAUGUGGCCGAUGUGGCUCUGGACUCUGUGGAGCUCACAUUUAAGGAUCAGUAUAUGGGGAGAUCAGAAAUGUGGAGAUUGAAGAACAGCUUGGUAAGCACUUGUGUGUACUUAAACAAAAAGAUUGAAUACUGUGGAGGUGCCAUAAGAUGCCAAGUUUACGAGAUGUGGUCUCAAGGCGACCGAGUGGCUUGCGGCGUCAUCACUGAAGAUACCAAGAUCGUGUUCAGAUCUUCAACGUCCAUGGUCUACCUGUUCAUACAGAUGUCUUCUGAAAUGUGGGACUUCGAUAUACAUGGUGACUUGUAUUUCGAAAAGGCGGUUAACGGAUUUCUUGCAGACCUUUUUGCUAAAUGGAAGAAAAAUGGUAGUAAUCAUGAAGUGACAAUAGUGUUAUUUUCAAGAACGUUUUAUAAAGCUAAAUCUUUGGAGGAAUUCCCUCAACACAUGAAGGAGUGCUUACAAAAAGAUUACAGAGGCAGAUUUUAUGAAGACUUUUACAGGGUGGCAGUUCAAAAUGAGAGAUAUGAAGACUGGUCGAAUGUUCUCCUACAGUUGCGAAGAUUAUUCACUGAUUAUCAAAAAAUCGUGUUGCAAUAUCACGAGAGACCGAACUUGGAGAUUCCGACGGCAAUUAACUCUACAGCAGCUCAAGGAAACUUUCUCGAAGUUUUGAAUAUGAGUUUAAAUGUAUUUGAAAAACAUUAUUUAGACAGAUGCUUCGACCGUACUGGACAACUCAGCGUAGUUAUAACACCAGGUGUCGGAGUUUUCGAAGUCGACAGAGAACUAACGAACGUUACAAAACAACGAAUCAUAGACAACGGUGUUGGCAGCGAUUUAGUUUGCGUAGGAGAACAACCUUUGCACGCCGUACCUCUUUUAAAAUUCCACAACAAAGACAACAAUCUCAACUCUAUAGACGAUUACUCUAUGCCCCAUUGGAUUAACUUAUCUUUCUAUUCUACAAACAAGAAGGUGGCAUAUUCAAACUUUAUUCCUAGAAUCAAAUUGCCUCCAAGGAAAAGUCAGGAGCCUUUGAGGAAAAUGUAUGAAGAUGAACGGAAAGGGAAGUUGUUGAAGGAAGAUGAAUAUAUGCAUAAUUCUAUAUUUGAUUAUGAUGCAUACGAUGCACAAGUUUUCCAGUUGCCUCCAGCACAUAGCACAUGUGUACAAAGAGUGACGCGUACAAAGAAAACGUCAGUAGCUGGUUUAGAAGGCAUCAGUAGGCGAAGUCCUCCCACAUCCAGUUUACAUCACAGGAAGAUGUCGGACCCUGAUAUACAUCAUACUGUUGCGGACAUACUGGCUAGUGGCAACAAACAAGGAGCAUUCGACACGAACAGUGACGCAACUGAUUCCCCGCUCUCAAGCAACAGACUUUCUCCACGAAGUUCCAUAUCUUCUCACAAACCAGUGAUCAGGACCGGACGAGCUCUCAUCAAUCCUUUCGACCCUUCCCAUGUUACUGUCAAGUUGACCAGUAAUAGACGACGGUGGACACAUAUAUUUCCUAAAGGUCCGACGGGAGUGUUAAUACAACAGCAUCAUUACCAAGCGAGGCCGGCGGGAGAGCCCGCGUCGAGGACCGAAGACCAUCGCAUUGAAAACAAUGUGCCUAAGGAAAAUGGAUCAUCCAUCAUCAAUAAUAAUCACUCUAUUUAUCAAGUUGAUGGUAACGUAAUAGGCCGUAAACGAAUGAUAAGCGCAUCAGGUGCUUUAGCCGUACUAGGCGUCGCUUCAGGCACCCCAUCCACUACCAACAACGCGUCGCUAGCGCUACUAUGGGGCGCCACGGGUGAACAGGAGUGGACGCCCGCCCUUACUACAGCGAACCGAGCUAUAGGUGUCGACUGGAAAUCGUUAACGAUUCCGGCGUGUUUGCCGAUUACCACGGAUUAUUUCCCGGACAAGCGGUCUCUACAGAACGACUAUUUAGUAUCCGACUAUAAUCUUCUGCCGGAUGACGUGAACGCCGAUUUUGCACAGAACAGAGCAAUUUAUAAAGAACCUUUGACUACUAUGGAGGUUUUCAAAGAAUUGGUGUCACAGAGAUUGGCUCAGGGUUUCCAACUAAUAGUAGGAGUAAACGAGAACGAAGUGAUAGAAGCUCACUGCCCAUCCACGGCAGCCCCCCCGCCGUCGAAGGUAGCCCCUCAAUGUGGCAAACCCGCCAACGUAGCCCCCACUAAACGGUACCUGCUCUCUAUAGGAAGAAUCUUCCAUAAACUCACGCUGGUUGGAUCUACCAUCACCGUUACUAGAUAUAGACCCAGACAUCCCUACCCGCCAUUCAACAUCCACUACCGCUACCGUUUCCACGCGCCAAACCACGAUACAUACGAAGUCUCCUGGGUUUCCUUCACCACAGAGAAAUUAGAAACUUACAACUGGAACUAUAUGGACCAUUACAUUUGUACGAGAGGGGACACAGAUUUCGCUUUGGCCGAGGUGAUUGUCACGGCUCUCAAAUAUUGGAGGUUCCGUACACUUCUGCUGCCUCUAUACAACCCAGCAACGAAACAAAUAAUGGACGAUAAUAUAAUACACUGCGAUAUAUACCCCACGCCAACCCGCCAUGACCUCGAUCAACUGACAGACGGGUUCCUCAAAAUGACGGAACAGUACUUCAAUAAGGUUAAAAGACCUAACAAGCAAAGGAUGGCGCUGGCGGGCGGCGGCGCGGCCGACGCGCAGCUCACGCGGCGCCGGCACUCCACCUCCAUCCUCACGCGCAGCGCGCAGGGCGGUGUUUCCAACUCGCCGUUCAGGGAGCGUGUCGGGAGCACGCGGCUGCCUGACCGUCCGAGGCUGCGGAUCGAAGCCAUGGCUGCAGCGAAAACGGUUUUAGAAAGGACCCAGUCUCAGACUGGUGAAUGUGACGAUACGUAUGAUGACGGGGUGCCAGAACCGAAACUGAAAGCGACCGCGUCAUUAGCAGAGAUAGUGGAUCGUAUGCGCAGCCCACAGUUGGGCGUGGGCUUCUUACAACAGACUGUCAGCUUGCCGUCACAUACAUUCGUGUCGAUAUACGCCAUACAUUGGCUACAAGCUAACAUGGAAGGCGUGAGUUAUGAGAAAGCUACGUCUAUUAUGGAGAAAUUACUACAGGAAAAAUUGAUAUGUCACGCAUCAGGAGAUACAACAAAACGCUUCGUUGUUGGUUACUACAUGUAUCAUAUCUUGCCACAGAAGAAAGAUAAAGACAAUAUGUCGGACUACGUAAAACCUUUAGGCGAUCUUCAAAGUUUUGAAAACGAAUGGAUGGAAGUCGAAGUCCUAGGUCCGAGAUCCCCAUUGCUCCCUGCCGAAACUCUGAUGGGGGCCAUUGAUAUAUCUGGUACCAGUCCUGUGACUGAUGAUACGGGGGUCCCAGCAUUUUUGUGUGACAAUAUAGAUCCCAGUUAUAUGCAGUUGGGGUCUGAUAGUGAUAUGCCCCUAUACAAGAACACACACUUAGACAUUGAUGUAAGCAACAAGAGUGACCGCAUCGAGUGGGGCCACGCUCGCUACCAGGCCACCUUCCGCCCCGACCAGGCCUACGAGAUGUGCAUACAGUGGGCCGUCGCUAGCGGCAAUAUUGUCGCUGAACUGAUAUUUGGCUGGGCGCGCAAGGCCCAGAGUUGUAGACUGCAAAUGGUGCCGAUACCCGCGGAUCCUCUCGCUCUGCCGUUCACACUGAAGUCUGACCCUUUAAGGGGACCUAUUUAUGUACCGCUUAACGAAGAACCGCUGCUUAGGAGCAAAGUCACCUUGUUCGAAGGUUUCUCCGAAGACACAUGGCUGGAACGUCUAUUCUUAUUUCAAGAGGCUAUCGUGGGUCGUUUCGGCUUCAUCAAGUGUACGGUAGAGAGUACAUCUCACGAAGCAGGCGUAGGAGACCAUUUAUAUGUUCAUGUGACCGGGAACAUGUUUAUACUUAUUCCUACUACAGUGAAGUCGGAACAACGGGCGUUGAGGACUAAACCAGCGAAUAAACCGCUGAAUGCUAGCAGAUACCCAGUUCACCCGGAAGCGGCUCCCAGUCCACAUGAGGGUUACAUUACGAGGCACGUCAGUGGAAAGAAUAAGGACGAUUAUGAUAACAACCGACGGAUGGGUUUCCUCUGGUCGUGGAAUCACAUGAUAUCUAAGAAGUGGAAGUCGUCACUGACGCCGGCUACCGGAGACGAAGGCUUCCAAAUGCGAAUGCUGAGAGACUUCAAGCAUUUCUGCGCUAAUCAAGAACAGAGGCUCAGUCAAUUCUGGGAUCAGUGCUGGGAAAUGCGAGAAAAAGCCCGCGGCAUGCAAUCUUGUUAAUUUAUAAGCCAAAUAUUUAAUUUAGAUGUAUGGAUACUGUUGAAUAUAUUUUAUGAUUUUCCUA
Molecule: messenger RNA, 4830 nt
Organism: Helicoverpa armigera (cotton bollworm)
Lineage: Eukaryota; Metazoa; Arthropoda; Insecta; Lepidoptera; Noctuidae
Gene: Iml1
Product: GATOR complex protein Iml1
Exons: 27
Coding region: 210-4766 (1518 amino acids)
Biological process (GO): cellular response to amino acid starvation; negative regulation of TORC1 signaling; positive regulation of autophagy
Cellular component (GO): GATOR1 complex; lysosomal membrane
Molecular function (GO): GTPase activator activity
Source: RefSeq, a predicted model, not a curated record